This is a messenger RNA of Ornithodoros turicata, 862 nucleotides long. RefSeq lists its product as uncharacterized. The transcript is spliced from 3 exons. NCBI's taxonomy places the organism in Eukaryota, Metazoa, Arthropoda, Arachnida, Ixodida, Argasidae. Bases 164 to 718 code for a protein of 184 amino acids. The record is from RefSeq and is a predicted model, not a curated record.
UGACCGCGCUCGUGUCUGAAAAAGUAAAGACAAAGAUGUGAUCACAUAACCGCGGACAAAAAUUGCACCGUCUGACCCCAGCUGCUCUUAGCUAUCUCAAAAAUUCCCCUCUCGGCUUAUCAAAUUCUGCAGGUAAUUCUCUUAAAACGUGAGUACCCGAGAGAUGCCGAAGCCGCGCUAUGAACCAACGUCUUACAACGUCGACCACCAUCCGGUACUCGACGCUGUGCCUUAUGUACCCAGAGUACCGCCGAAGCCAUUCUGCAUCAAGCAAUCUGUACAAGAGUACCGAGACAAGGUUAAACCCGACUGGUGGGAAAAAUUAGAGCACCAGGACGCGAAGGCCCAGAAGGCGCAGCAUGGCAGAGAUGUGAAUGCUGACAAGAGUACUUCAGGUGGUCUGGCAGGCCCUUCACAAAGCAAGUCAGCAAGAGCUCCUUGCUGUCCGGGAGCCCGCAGUGAACGGAGCGUACGCUGUCGUCCCUGUGUCCACCGACGUCCUGCUGUCUACUUUUGCCCGGAUGUCUCGUUGCACUCGAUAGUUCCCCGAAGUGUCCGGAUUGAGCCGGCUUUCAAGUAUCGAGACCGUGAAUGCUAUUAUCAGCGCUACGCACGGGAUAAAGGAAUUUGCCAGUCAUUUGUGCCUCUGCUGCACACGAUGCGGAACUGCGAAUCCCUCAAGCGCCCUCGAGUUCUGCAACGUGGGCGGCUUCGCUGAUGUUUGAAGACGUUUAUUGUGUCUUCUGCCGAAGUUCGUUUUUGCUGUAGUGGUUGGAAAAUGAGAAACGUAUGUGUUGAAUGCAGCUGUGUUGUACUUCCAUCGAAUUAUUGCUGAUCAUUAAAUUAUAGUGAUCGUCCAGGG